AAGAUUGAUGAGAAGACAGAGGACGAAAUAUCAUUCAGAUCUGGCGGUCGAGGCUAUCCCAGAUACACAGGCUGGAGGAAUAUUGACAAUGUAGCGUGGUGCAUCACUGUUGGCGAUGGUAUCCAUAACUUUGUCGACGGAAUUGCUACCGCUGUGGCUAUAUUCUUGCACGAAUUGCCUCAAGAAUUUGGAGACUUUAGCAUCUAUUUGGCAUCUGGAACGGGUGUGAAGCGUGCACUUGCGUUGAAUAUGGGAACCGGAUUGACAGCGUUGCUGGGUGUAUUUUUGGGUAUUGAGGCAGGCGAAGCUUGGACACCGUGGGUAUUGGCGUUCACAGCAGGAAUGUUCAUUUACAUUGCGUUAGUUAGCAUGUAUCCUCAACUGAAGGGACCGCUGCGGGAAGAGAAGGCGCCCAACCUAUCAAAUCUUGUACAGGGGUGCUCAAUGGUAUUCGGUUGGAGCAUCAUGGUUCUAAUUGGCUUCACGGAAUCACAUUAA
Molecule: messenger RNA, 498 nt
Organism: Sphaeroforma arctica JP610
Lineage: Eukaryota; Ichthyosporea; Ichthyophonida
Exons: 2
Biological process (GO): zinc ion import across plasma membrane; intracellular zinc ion homeostasis
Cellular component (GO): membrane
Molecular function (GO): zinc ion transmembrane transporter activity
Source: RefSeq, a predicted model, not a curated record